AUGGAAAAAGGAGCAACCAAAUCUAAAGGAAACACGAAAAGUAAUGAAAACGAAGAAGUUCUCAAUAAUUUUUUUGAUCAAAACGCAGAAAAGAAAAAGUACCUGUGUAUUGGGAAGAUGCUUGAGAAAUUAGAAGAAAUGGGCAUUUUACCGUUGGAAAAUCCCAAUUUGAAAGGAUUUAUGGACUUUAUUAGUACCAAGGGCAAUAAAUUGACAAGAGAAGAAUUCAUUAAAGCGGUGGGAUUGACUGGCGAUUUGAUAACUAAAGCACUAACUAAUAGUUUGUCAAUUCCUAAUUUUCAAGAAUUUAAAUAUGUACUCAAAAGGAUAUUCGAUAUAUGCAGGAGUGAUGACAGAGGAGAAGUGUUUUAUUUGACUUUAGCGGUUCCCAAAUUUGAUAUGGAUACUUGGACAGCUGCCGUGUUCACGAUAAGUGGAAGGGCGGCCUAUUUCGGAGAUAUUGAAGUCAAAUUCACCAUACAAUCAGCCAUAAAACCCAUAAUGUAUGCCUUAGCCGUAGAACUUUUGGGAGUGGAAGAAGUGAUGAAGAUUGUUGGAAUGACUUAUCACAUGGGUAAACCAACUGAACUCAAUUCUUUCAACGAAAAAGGUAUUCCAAAGAACGCUAACAUAAACACAGGAGGAAUAGCUUUAUGCUCGUACAUCAGAAACGUGGCAUUGAAAAAUAAGACGAAGGCGCAAGUCUUCGACUACGUACUGAAUUUUUUAAAGGAUUUGGCAGGUGGUAAAUAUGUCAGCUUCAGCAACUUAUCUUACAUGGCAGAAAAGGAGUCAAUGUCCAAAAACAAAUCUAUAAUUUAUCAUCUAAAGAAGAAGAAAUGUCUGGCUGAAAAUGCUAAUUUAGAUGAUUUGGAAUUUUAUUUCACGACAUGUUCCUUUGAAGUAGACGCUCAUAGCUUUAGUACAAUGGGAGCUACUAUUGCCAAUUAUGGAAUAAAUCCAGUAACUAAAAAACAAGUCCUCAAGGUAGAAACUUGCAAAUAUACAAUGGCCAUGAUGCAAUACUGUACCCCAACACCUACUUGGAUCAGAGAUGUAGGAUUACCAGCGGCCAGGGGAGCAUCGGGUGCUUUUCUACUUAUUUUACCAAGGCAGUUUGCAAUAUGCCUCUUUUCACCAAGAAUCGAUAACUACUACAGCAGUUAUAGAGCGAAAAGUUUUUGCCAAGCCCUUGCCUAUCACUACAACCUCAACAUAUUUCAUGUUAAGUCACGCCUCGAAAAAGAGACCGAAGAAAGGAAAAGUAUCAAAGUCCUGAAGCCAUGCCAAUGGCAUUGCGUCCUCUACGCCAUUGCCAGCAGUGGAACUGCCGUCGAUUUAGCAAGCAUGAUAACAGACGACACCAAACUAUGCCUUGUCAACUAUUUGGGAAGAAAUCUUCUCCACGAUGCUGCAGCUGCAGGAAAUAUGCAGUGUGUGUCGUUUUUCAUGCAGUCGUGUCCACACAUGCUUGAGAAGAAAGACCCCAUGGGUUUUACGCCCCUCGAUGAUGCGAAAUUUUUCAAACAAGAAGUAGUCAUUGAAUACUUAGAGAAAUGGAUUUCUCUAAAAACAGGCAUUCCUGCAUCAAAUAAUGAAUGA
Nezara viridula (southern green stink bug) is the source of this 1602-nucleotide messenger RNA. The record is from the annotation of a GenBank genome assembly. Lineage: Eukaryota; Metazoa; Arthropoda; Insecta; Hemiptera; Pentatomidae.